Molecule: messenger RNA, 2250 nt
Organism: Scheffersomyces stipitis CBS 6054
Lineage: Eukaryota; Fungi; Ascomycota; Pichiomycetes; Serinales; Debaryomycetaceae
Product: TBC domain-containing protein
Exons: 1
Coding region: 453-2129 (558 amino acids)
Source: RefSeq, a predicted model, not a curated record
CGCCUUUUUCACCACAAGAAGCUCACUACUCCUUGCCAUAUUCUUCAAAAGUCAGCCGCAUAGCUAUAUAAUAUAGCUGAAAAAUAUUGAUUCCAUCACCACUUGAGAAUUGUCUGAUAACAGAAUCCCCCUACUAAAACCAGGCAAUAUUGACUCAUCUUAUUGUAAGAAUUAGUCCAAUUGUAAGAAGGAGAUAUUCGUUCGCUCUAAAGGAUAUUUUCACUUUAACCCCGUAUCAGUUGUCGCUGUCUCUGUAUCCAUAUCUUCUAUAUAUUAGGUGAUAUCGAAUCGAUAACAAUCGAGACAAUUUUUUUUCACUGAGUUGCUUUCAGAUAGGUACCUAGUCCAUUGAUAUCAUCUUAUCAUACAAAUAUCAUUGCCUUCCGUCAUAGAUAUCGUCUAUCAAUUGUUGUUCAAUUUCACUGCUGUGGUUUUUGUUUCACUCACUUAGAAUGAUAGACUACGAAAAGCUCCUCGAAUUCGAAGAAUCGCUUCGUACGCUGUCUCCUCCAGACUCUUCGGUGCUUCUCUACAACCUUGAGCUCAAGAUAGAUUCUCUUCGCUAUGGCGAUGAAGACGAUAAUGAGACCUGUUCAGUGACCGAGUUCACAGAUGCUUCCUUAGACAAACUUUUUGAAGAGUACGACUUCACUAAAGACGAGUUCACCACUUGUUCAAAGUGUGGCCGUACCCUCAUCAACGCCGACUUGCUCCAACUGUGCUGUACUGCUUAUAUCGAAAGAAAACUGAAUAUCAACUCUAAUUUAGAAAGAAGCUAUUGGCUUUCGUUUGUUAAUAGCCCAACUACUACUAUCAAUACUUUACCUAACUAUACUCAGUUCCUUUGUCUCAGACAAGGGAUCCCCAACCAGAUCAGAUCCACGAUCUGGCAGAAACUUUUGCUUCUCAACCAUACUUCGAUUCCUCAGACAACAAAGCUUAUCUUCAGAAACUUUCAACACUCAUACUCUGCAGAGAUUUCUGUCCAGAUCAGCAAAGAUUUGAACAGAACAUUUCCAACUGUAAACUUCUUCCGUAGCCAAGAAGCUAUCGAUGGUCUCUUGACAAUCUUGAACGUUUACGCCAACUACGACGCUGAGUUGGGCUACUGCCAGGGGCUCUUGUUUCUUGUCGGAGUGUUGUACUACCAAUUCAAAGGUGAUGCUGAGAUGACAUUACAUGCACUCAUUACCAUCAUGGAGUCGGAGACCGAAUUGCACGACAUCUUCACUACUUCGUCUAUGUGUAGCACUUUGAACAAGUGGUACGGAGAGUUCUUGUACAUCUUGAAGGAAACCGACGAGAAGCUCUAUGACCAUUUGACGGGCUUUGUAGAACUUCAGUCGUUUCUUUUCCAAUGGUGGUUAUCGUUUAUCUCAUCUCAUUCGCCUGACUUGAGCAUCGUUAACAAGGUCAUGGACUUCUGUAUGCUUGAAGGAUGGAAAGUCGGUCUCUUCAAGAUCUCGCUUGGACUUUUGGUCAGCAACAAGCCCAUCUUGAUGACUCUUGACAAGGGUGACGAAGAAGUUAUCUAUCAGCAUCUCUUGAACGAGUCCAAGUGGGGUAACGUGAUCAACGACUUGGACUUGUUCUUUGGAGAUUUAUUGAUGUCUUGGGAUGACAAGCUUUUUCUCUGUCAAAAACAGAUUGCAUCCGAUGCUGACUCUCCAUCUUUGGAGUCUCAUCCGAUUAUCAACAAGUUUGUGCAAUUAUCGCUUCACAUUGGUUCACUACGUGCCAGAUCUCGUGCCAGAUCUGGUUCGUCAGCUUCGUCAUCUUCUGGUAGAACGAACAGUGGGGCAUCGAACCAAUCGUCGACUUCUGUAUUCUCCCACAAUGCUGCUUCCAAUACAAGAAACACAGAAGUAGAGUCGUUGUAUUCUGAGAUCAGUGAAGCUGGUAGUGAUAAUGCAAAGUCGUUCACAGACACAAAGUCGUUCACAGAUUACUUGAAGUUACCCUUAUUGACUGGCAGAUUGUCGCUGGAUUCGACAUCUGCGCAGAACCAAGAGCUCAAGACUGAGAACGAAACGUUGAAGGCAUUGCUCAAGAGAUCAUAUGGGCAAUUGGAAGACAAUGACGCCAAUAAGGAUCUCAGAGAGCAAAUCUUGGCUGCCAUUGAAGCUUAGAAUCACCAUGAUUAUACGAACAUAAUGAUUAUCAUUAUACUAUUUAUAUUGUAUAUAUACUAUUACAAAAAGGUUAGUUAGGGACUCUGGAAUAUAUUCACUUUGAAAGUGAAAUGGCUGC